Molecule: messenger RNA, 3445 nt
Organism: Megalobrama amblycephala (Wuchang bream)
Lineage: Eukaryota; Metazoa; Chordata; Actinopteri; Cypriniformes; Xenocyprididae
Gene: fuz
Product: fuzzy planar cell polarity protein
Exons: 2
Coding region: 1797-3077 (426 amino acids)
Biological process (GO): vesicle-mediated transport; non-motile cilium assembly
Source: RefSeq, a predicted model, not a curated record
AUUUACACAAGAAGGCGGAAACAAUGGUGUUUGAGACUCAGUGUAUGUCAUUUCCAUGUACUGAACUCUUGUUAUUCAACUAUGCCAAGGUAAAUUCAAUUUUUGAUUCUAGGGCACCUUUAAAAUGAGGAACAAUAUAGUGGCCAGAAAUUUGCUGACUAAAGUCAGCAUCACUCAAAGAUAUCCAGUGCUUAACAUUUUGACUUGCCAAUUGCAAAGUGUCACACAAUGGUGAUCAAUAGAGCUGAUUACAUAACACGGUGUGAAUGUUCAUCAUUUUGGUGUAAAUUCAGCAUUUCAUUCGUUAAAAACAAUUGAUUUUGACUGUAGCAUAAUUUAAGCAUGCUGCUGAUGAAAUGUUGUGAGUGUGUUACAUUGUACUUACGAAAUGCUUGAAUUUCAGUGUGGAAUGAACUCUGCUGCGUACUCAGAACUUUGUAGCAAGUAACAUUUUAUAAUAAGGUUUAAAAUGUUUAGUUCAGAAAGACCAACUUAUUUGAUUAAAUUGUUACAAACAUAAUAUCAUGCUGUUAAAAAUCUUCUCUCCCUUCUUGAAGUAAGCAUCCAGGCAGUUAUUUCUAUAGAAUUAUUAUAGUAAUGAGGAAUUUGUUUAAUGAAAAUUAGUCCUCAAUGUGUUAACCCGGUACGCACAAUAAAUAAUCAGACUGAAUAAAUAGAGCAAUCUUAAGAUUUUUGUUUUUGGUUGCUAGUAAAAUGAAAAUUCUGUCAUAAUUUACAUAGCUUCAGGUUGUUCCAAACCUGUAUACAUUUCUUUGUUCCGUUGAACACAAAAGAAGAUAUUUUGAAGAAUGUGUUAAGGUCAAUGGUGCCCUAAAACGGCCUGGUUACAGACUUUAUUCUUCCUUUUUAUACAUUUAUACAGAAUUGGAACAACUUGAGGGUGAGUAAAUGAUGGCAGAAUUUUCAUUUUUGGGUGAACUAUCCCUUCAAUGAUAUCAUACUAGAACGAAGAACUGCUGAAAAUGAGAGUUGUUUAAUAGUUUCAUAUAUUAAAGUUCUUUUUUAUUUGUCGAGACUUUUCAGGAUUCAUAAAGUAUAUUUAGAUAUAAAAUAAAAUAUUAAGGAUACAUUAGACAUAUAAACAUUUACUUGCAGUUCUAAACAGAAUAUGAAAUGGUUUCAUAGACGCUACUUAAAUCUCCGCAAGGUGGCGGUGUAGAGCCGUCAGUUCUCUAUUACUUUCAUUGGCUACGAAGAAGAGCGGAACCGCUGUUGUCAGAGAUGUUGCUGUGGAGACUAGAAGUUUACAACACGAAGUCAGGCAAGACAGAUAAUGAAUUAAUUUUCUUAUUAACAGUUACCAACUCAAGUUAUUAGCUCCGUAUUUCCAUGUAUAGAGAUAUUUGGUCAAACUUAAGCGAGCUUACGCUGGUUACAGCAGUCUGUGAAUGUUUCAGCUUGCAUUAGCAACAUUUAGUUCACUGUUUGCAUAGUUAACGUUACGUUACACUAACAAAACAAACACGCAAAAUGUAAUUUCGGCGCAGAUAUGUCACGCUUGCAUGCCUAUUUGCAUGAGGACCAGGCUUUCCUGUUAUUAAGGUACGUUGGGGAAAGAUGCCCUCUGGGGCAAGAUGAUUCUAUUUUUCCCUCUGUAUCAUGGCACAAAAUCCCAUCUGAGCACAUUUAAUGAACGGCUGUAACGUUCCCAAUUUUGUCAUUACAUCUGGAUAUCAACAUUUGUGAGAUUUAGUCGGUCAAAGAACAGGCUUUAUACGAUGUCUUCAUCACUGAUUGUUGUUUAGAGACACUCUCCAGCCCAGUCUGAACUCACUAUGCUGCAAGCAGAGACUCUCCAGCUGCUGUGCCUCACAGCUUCCAGUGGGGUCCCACUGUUCUCACGAGGCUCCACCAAGCAGCUUCCCUUUUCCAUCAUCGGCUCCCUAAACGGUGUCCAUAUGUUUGGUGCCGGCCAUGGGGCUCAGUUAUCGAGCUGUGAGACAGAUCGAGGCAGCCGUGUGGUUUGGGGGGUCUUUCAGGAGAGCCUGAUGCUGAUUGCGGUGAGUGGCAGCGGGGGCUCCGCCAUCAGUGAGCUGCAGUUGCGUCGCCUGCUGGAGAACGUGUGGAACUGCAUGGUCAUGGUCCUGGGACAGGACGAGCUGGCAAACAUACGCAACGUGGAGCGGUUAAAACGAGAGUUGCGCUCUUGCUACCGCCUGAUCGACAUGUUCUUGGAGCGCGUCAGUGACGAUCAGGGCUUUAUGGGAGAUCUGACACAAUGUGCCGACUGUUUGCUUUCCUCCAACUCCGGCUUGCUUCAGGAAGCUCUAGACUCCUUCGCCCAAGCGGCGGAGAGCGAAUUUGGCUGCCUGCUAGUGCGUGGCCGUGUGGCACAGGCCACGGAGAAAUGGUGGUCUCGACUGACUUCCCAGGAAGUUGUUGUGCUCUCAAUCCUGGUACACUCGCUUUCUGGUGCAUCGUCAUGUGACUACCCGGUCUUCCUGCCCCAAGGCAGUCCCACCGUCGCUAUUCGCUUGCUCAGUUUCCAACUGCUUCCUGGGGUUCACGUGUGCAUCCUUUGUGGCCCCAAACCCUCUCUGUACAAGGCGGAGAAUGAGCUUGUGAGUCGUUUUUGGUCCACUUUGGUGGAGAAUCUACGCAUCUGUAUGGAGCAGGCCGACCGUUCCACUCUUCCUCCGUCUGUGAGCCUUCGCUGGGACGUCCAGGCUCUUCUGCUCAUCAACCGCGAAUCUCGACGCGCGGUCACCGUCUGCCCUAGGGUUCGUGGUGGUGCUCCUGCGGAGGCUGUGCCUCUUCUUUCAUCAGGAAGGCGUUUGGAGCUCCUUCGCCUUUUUUACACGUUUGCCAUGACCCGAUAUUUUACCUCGCAGGAGACAUCAGUCUCACCAGCCUCACCUACCUCAGAGGAUUUUUCUCAGGGAUUUACCCAUGUCCCUGUGCAGUGCUACCUUGUGACUGAUGAGUGUAAGUGUUAUGGCCUGCAGAGUCCCCAACACCAGCUCUUCCUCCUCAUGGAUCUCUCGGUGCCAACAUUUGCCUUGCGUACGGUGGCUACACAGACUCUCUCUGCGAUUACUGCUGCAACUGGUUUUUAGGACAUCGGUUUGCUCCUGUAUGGAAUACUGAACCAGAUACCAGACCUACUGGAUUUGUAAACAUGAACAGUUCAGGCAUUAAAGAGAUUUUAUUUUCUCACCUACGUUGUUGCAUAACCUGUUUGACUUUGUUACUUCUGCAAAAUGCUAAAGAAGAUAUUUUGAAUUUUUUUCAGCUGUUUUUAUCCCAAACAGCAUUUAAUCCCAUUGAGUUUUUUUGUACAGAAAAACCCACCAAGACAUUUUUGCCAAAUAUCUUCUUUUGUGUUUCAACUUCAUGGUUAAAGGGUUAGUUCACCCAAAGAUGAAAAUUCUGUCAUCAUUUACUCACCCUUAUGCUGUUCCAAACCUGUAAGACUUUCGUUCAU